This is a messenger RNA of Aspergillus steynii IBT 23096, 2641 nucleotides long. RefSeq names its product putative ATP-dependent RNA helicase DRS1 (gene drs1). NCBI's taxonomy places the organism in Eukaryota, Fungi, Ascomycota, Eurotiomycetes, Eurotiales, Aspergillaceae. Gene Ontology annotation, molecular function: nucleic acid binding; RNA helicase activity; ATP binding. The coding region runs from base 160 to 2589 and encodes 809 amino acids. The transcript has 2 exons. The record is from RefSeq and is a predicted model, not a curated record.
GCAGACCAUUAGGAGGAAGUGGUCCCAGAAGUCUUUCUUUUAUCCAUUUGCAUUUUUGAUUCUUUUUAUCUUACCAUUGUCAAUAAUUUCCGGUGACAUUAUUCCAGCACUUCCUUGUAUCCAUCAGCGGACCCCAAUUCAAAGAAAUACCCGUCCAAGAUGGCUCCCAACCCGGCGGCCAAGAAGCGGAGUUCCAGAGACGACGAUUUCGUGCUGACGCUCUCUGACGACGAGAACGACACCUUCGGAAAGGCCAAUGAAGACGGCGACGACAACGAAGAAGACACGGCUCUGGCGAGCGCGAAGAAGCGCAAGAGAGACACGGCGGAGGCUGCGGCCGGAAAGAACAAGAAGCAGAAGAAGCAAUUGAAGAAUGGCAAGUCGAAAAAGGACGCUGCCAAGCCGGCGGAAGAAUCUGCCGACGAGGAGGAGGAAGCCGAGGCAGAGAAUGCCGGCGAUGACGACGGCGCGCUGAACCCCGAUUUCGAGUUCGACUUUGGCGGUAUUGCGAAUACGGUUACCGAGGGCUUCGAUGGCUGGGGCGCCGAUGACAGCAAGGCGAAGAAGGAAGACAAGGCCGGGGUCGACAUUGAUGAUAUCAUCUCGCGGCGAAAGGCAAAGAAGGAGGCCCAGGCGCAAAAGAAAAAGAAGAAGCAGGAGCUCGAGAGCGAGAGCGAGGCCGAAGAUGACGAGUCGGAUGGAGGCAUGGAGGUGGAUUUCAAGGAUGACGAGCUGCUUGCUGAUGACGGAUUCGGUAUGGGAGCCGACGGUGAGGCUGAGUCGGAGGAUGAGAAUGAAUCGGGCGACGAGGAGGAGAAAAGUGGCGAGGAUGAAGACGAGAGCGAUGACGAUGACGACGACGACGAGGCCGCCUCUGAUAACGACUCCGUUGCAACGCCCGUCAACCACCCCGAUGACGAUGGCUCCGAUAAUGGGUCCGAUGCCGAGAGCGAGGUUGAUGCCGAGGAAGAGGAGAAGCGCAAGGCCUUUUUCGCGCCGGAAGAGAAGACAACCGAACAGUCUUCGGCAGACCUGGCGAAGAUGUCGUUCCAAGAGUUCAACCUCUCGCGACCAAUCCUCCGUGGUUUGGCCGGCGUCAACUUCUCCAACCCGACCCCCAUUCAGCGGAAGGCAAUCCCCAUGGCUCUACUGGGCAAAGACAUCGUCGGUAGUGCCGUUACGGGUUCUGGUAAGACCGCUGCCUUCGUUGUGCCCAUCCUGGAGCGUUUGCUCUUCCGUCCGCGCAAGGUUCCCACUAGUCGCGUCGCCAUCCUGAUGCCCACUCGUGAAUUGGCUGUCCAAUGUUACAAUGUGGCAACGAAAUUGGCCACUUACACCGACAUCACCUUCUGUCAGCUGGUUGGUGGUUUCAGUCUGCGUGAGCAAGAGAACAUCCUGAAGAAGCGACCCGAUGUGAUUAUCGCCACCCCCGGUCGUUUCAUCGAUCACAUGCGCAACUCGGCCAGUUUUACCGUUGACACCCUCGAGAUUUUGGUUCUGGAUGAGGCCGAUCGAAUGCUUGAAGACGGUUUCGCCGACGAAUUGAACGAGAUCUUGACCACCAUUCCCAAGUCCCGGCAGACCAUGCUGUUCUCCGCUACCAUGACGGACACGGUCGACAAACUCAUUCGAGUCGGACUCAACCGACCCGUGCGACUGAUGGCCGACUCCAAGAAGAAUACCUCGGCCAACCUGGUUCAGGAAUUCGUCCGACUACGGCCAGGCAGGGAGGACAAGCGAUUGGGAUACUUGCUCUAUCUGUGCAAGGAGAUCUACACGGGACGAGUAAUUGUGUUCUUCCGACAGAAGCGCGAGGCCCAUCGCGUGCGCAUCGUGUUUGGACUGCUUGGCCUGAAAGCGGCCGAGCUUCACGGUAGCAUGAGCCAAGAACAGCGUAUUAAAAGCGUGGAAAACUUCCGAGACGGCAAGGUGGCGUUCCUACUGGCCACCGACCUGGCGUCCCGUGGUCUCGAUAUCAAGGGAGUCGAGACGGUCAUCAACUACGAAGCGCCGCAAAGCCACGAGAUCUACCUGCAUCGAGUGGGACGAACGGCCCGUGCCGGUCGGUCUGGUCGCGCCUGCACGAUUGCCGCCGAACCGGACCGCAAGGUUGUGAAGGCGGCCGUUAAGGCGAGCAAGGUGCAGGGGGCCAAGGUGGCCAGCCGCGUGGUGGACCCGGCCGUUGCCGACGAUUGGGCGGCGCAGGCCAAGGGACUGGAGGAGGAGAUCGACGCGGUGCUUGAGGAGGAGAAGCUCGAGAAGCAGCUGUCCCAGGCGGAGAUGCAGGUGAACAAGGGCGAGAACAUGAUGAAGCACGAGGCCGAGAUCAUGUCGCGACCCAAGCGAACCUGGUUCGAGACCGAGAAGGACAAGCGCGCCGCCCGCAAGCUGGGAGCGACGCAACUGAACGGACCGGAGGCGGGCAGCAAGAAGGACAAGCAGAAGCUGAGCAACAAGGACAAGAAAAAGCUGGACGACACUCGGCAGCGACUGGAAGGCGGCGCCGGGUGGAAGAAGGGCAAGGCGGAGCGCGAGGCGCCGAAGAACCAGUCGAAGCCGAAGGGCAACAAGAAGAAGGGGAAGAAAUAAGGGUGAUGCAUGUGUAGAUAGAUAGACCUUCAUCAGAAUCAUCGAGAGUUUU